UCUAUCGAACAACAAACAACAACAAGAAAAAACAGUGUUUCAGGUGUCUGUCUUGAAUUCUUGUUAAAAAACAAUUAACUUCACUCUUAGUGAAUUAUUUUGGAAUCCAGUUGUCUGAACCAUCUCUGGUUAGUUGGUUUCUAGAUUGUUUUCAUCGUCAGUGGAAGAGAGGAGUGACCUACUACACAGAAUCUGCAUCAUCAUGCGGCGAAGAGCUGGAGUUGGUGCCAUACACAAGCAGAAGCUUGAACAAGAAAAGUAUCGUGACAAAGGAACAGAAAUUCAGGAGAACCAAUUAGAACAAAUGUCAAAACAAAUGGAAGUGUUUCGAACAAAUUUAGAGGACUUUGCUGCUAAACACAAAAAUGAAAUAAGGAAAAAUGUACAAUUCCGUAGGCAAUUUCAAGAUAUGUGUGCAUCAAUCGGAGUAGAUCCACUGGCUUCUGGCAAAGGCUUUUGGUCUGUUCUUGGUAUUGGUGAUUUCUAUUAUGAACUAAGUGUACAAAUUGUAGAAGUAUGCAUUGCAACUAGUUACAAAAAUGGUGGAUUAAUAACCAUGGAUGAAUUACGCAAAAGACUUGUUCAAGCUCGAGGACGAAGUAAACAACAUCAGGAUAUAUCUAUUGAUGAUUUACUGUGUGCUUCCAAAAAGUUACGAAUAUUUGGGAAUGGAUUCACUGUGUUACCAAUGGGUAAAGGUCAAUAUUUAGUUCAGUCUGUACCAGGCGAGCUGAACAUGGAUCAUACAGCUAUCCUUCAAGCUGCUACAGACAAUGAAGGACACAUCAGUUGCUCUGAUAUUCAAUCUAAGUUGGGCUGGGAACUAGAAAGGACCCAAAGGGGUCUAAAUUAUAUGUUGCAAGAAGGCUUAGCAUGGAUAGAUGUUCAGAAUCCAAAAGAAAAAACAUAUUGGUUUCCUAGCUUAUUUGCAGCUUGUGUUAAUGCUCAGUAAUACAUAUUGUUUAAGAAAUGCUUGUUGUCUUUGUUGACUAAUGCUUGAAUAAAUAAAAAGUUUUAAUUGAA
Molecule: messenger RNA, 1023 nt
Organism: Frankliniella occidentalis (western flower thrips)
Lineage: Eukaryota; Metazoa; Arthropoda; Insecta; Thysanoptera; Thripidae
Gene: lsn
Product: vacuolar-sorting protein SNF8
Exons: 2
Coding region: 203-952 (249 amino acids)
Biological process (GO): protein transport to vacuole involved in ubiquitin-dependent protein catabolic process via the multivesicular body sorting pathway
Cellular component (GO): ESCRT II complex
Source: RefSeq, a predicted model, not a curated record